AUGAUAAUCGAUGAUAUUAUUUAUGUCGGUCUGUUACUUGGACUUAUAGGAUUUGGUAAUUAUUUUCGUACUAUAAAAAAUCCAUUCAAUAAACAAUGGGUGAGUACUGGAGUUGGAUUUUUUGUAUCACUCAUAGUUUCUGGAUGGGAUAUUCUUCACCCGAUAGCUAUGACUAUCGUAUGUGCUGUGAUUCUUUCGCAAUUAGCUCCUAGGAUUAGACAUACGGCAUCGUUUUUCUUUUCAUUUUUUUAUCUCUUGAUAAUAUCAAGAUUAACUCACUUAUUUGGACUACCGGAGAUUUCGACACACACUAAUUUAAUACUCAUGUUGAUGACGUUGAAGUAUGGAGGUAUGGGCUUUGAAUUGAAUUCAGCGCUGGAAGAUUUUAAAAACAAUCCAGAUGUCCAAUGCUACAAAGCUAUGAAAAAUAUUACCUUUUUAGAUGUUGUUCAUUAUGGCUGGAGUUAUAUGGGUAUUUUAACAGGUCCUUUUUAUAGAUACAGGACGUACUGGGAUUGUAUAAAUAGAAAGUUUUCUGACUAUAUUGAAUGUUGGGAACCAACAUUGUACAAAAUAAAAUUAAUAGGUGUAUCAGCUGUAUUAUUUUUAUUCACCAGUAAUAUAUGGCCCAAUUUUUAUGUAUUAACAGAAGAAUUUCAACAAAGGUCAUUUUGGUACCGACUAUCCUUCAUUAUUCCAGCAUUUUUAACUUUCCGUACAAGAUUGUAUGUAGGAAUGAUGUUUUCUGAGUGUGUGUGUCAGAUGGCUGGUUUAGGAGUCUAUCCUAUUUGUUCACAACCUCAACCUGGUCUCGGUCCGAAGGACUACAAAGCAGCUGAGCAAAUCGCCUUGAAUCCAGAGAAAAUAAAAGAUGAAAAAAUGGACUUUGAGACAGUGUUUAACAUUGAUUGGUGGGGUGUUGAAAAAAGUUAUCUUGUAAGAACGGCCAUGAAGCGUUGGAAUAUUACUGUUCAGUAUUGGAUGGCUACAUAUGUAUACAAAGUAUUUCCAUGGAAAAAUUUACGAAUACCGGCGACAUUCUUCGUUUCAACAAUUUGGCACGGAUAUGCGUUUGGGUAUUAUGUCGGAAUAUUUUCUGUUAUUACGUACCUUCCCCUUGAAGAUUUGUAUGUUAAAUUUUACAAUCAAGCUGAGGAAGGCAGCUCGGCAAGAACAAGAUGGUGGUGUCUGAUGUGGUUUAUGAGAUUCUUCUGCAUGGCUUACCUCUCGUUUGGCUUCCAAUUGCUCACUUUUGAGAAUAAUUAUAUUUAUUACAAGAGCAUUUACCUAGUCGGACAUAUUAUUGGUAUUAUAAUGUACAUAAUUGGACGCACGUUGAAGCCUUAUUUGAUUACUAAAACUAAUGAUCAAAAGCUAUAA
Molecule: messenger RNA, 1380 nt
Organism: Cotesia congregata
Lineage: Eukaryota; Metazoa; Arthropoda; Insecta; Hymenoptera; Braconidae
Source: the annotation of a GenBank genome assembly